AUGUUGCUGUGUGAUGUAUGCAAUGAGGAAAUAUUUGACAAUGAAGACAUCAAAUGUAAUAAGUGCAAAAUUUUUUUCCACUUUGUUUGUGCUGGUUUUAGGGAAUCUAAUUUCCGGAAAUUAAGUGCUGCUAACAAAAGUAAAUGGUUCUGUAUGAAUUGCAAAGAUAGUUCCUCUACUUUAAAUGUUGAAACCAACAAAGAAAUAAAACUGUCAAUAGACAAAGAAUGUUCUCACACGGAUAAAAUAUUAAUGGACUUGAAAGAAUCUGUUAAUUUUAUGAGUGGGCAAUUUGACAAUUUUAAUUUAAAAUUGCAAGACAUAAUCAAAGUUGUUAAUGAUGUUAGUAAGGAAAAUAAACAACUAAAGGAAGAAAAUCAAAAGCUAAAAAUUGAAAUGAGAGAUUGUAACAAAAAAAUAAACUACAUCGAACAAAAAUUGGUUCAGAAUCAUAUAGAAAUAAUUGGUGUCCCAGAAGAAACUAAUGAAGACUGCAGUAAAAUAGUAAAAGAAAUUUCAACGGCUUUAGGAGUUAAUGUAUGUGUAGAAAGUGCGUUUCGUUAUCAGUCAAAAAUACGAAAUAAACAUGGAAAAAUUGUAGCGGUCCUGAAGAAUUACGAAAAUAAAAAAACCAUAAUGGAUAUGUCAAGAAUAAAAAAACUUAAAGCAAAUAACGUCAAUGCGAAAUGGAAAGAGGAAGGUAUUUACAUUAAUAAUUAUCUAACACAAAUAAAUAGAAACUUAUUCUAUAAAACUAGAUUAUAUGCUAAGGAAAAUAACUACAAAUAUGUUUGGUAUAGAGAUUGUAAAAUAUUUAUAAGAAAAGAUGAAAAAAACAAGGUUAUAUUAAUAGAAGAUGAAAAUAGUUUACGAAGAUUGUAA
Sipha flava (yellow sugarcane aphid) is the source of this 882-nucleotide messenger RNA. RefSeq lists its product as uncharacterized. The record is from RefSeq and is a predicted model, not a curated record. Lineage: Eukaryota; Metazoa; Arthropoda; Insecta; Hemiptera; Aphididae. The transcript has a single exon. The coding region runs from base 1 to 882 and encodes 293 amino acids.